GGCUGAGGAGCUGCGAGGGGCCGGCCGUGUCCCGAUUGGUUCACUGGGAAUUAACGCCCAACGGAGCUUAGUCAUUUCUUGAGCUGCGCUGGACGAGGAGGGCCUCGCCAUGAUAAAACGGGCGGCUGCUGCUGCAAUCGGAGGAGCCCUGGCCGUGGGGGCUGUGCCCCUGGUGCUGGGCGCCAUGGGCUUCACGGGGGCAGGAAUUGCUGCCUCCUCCAUAGCAGCCAAGAUGAUGUCCGCAGCCGCCAUCGCCAACGGGGGUGGCGUUGCUCCAGGCAGCCUGGUGGCCGUUCUACAGUCCGUGGGGGCAGCUGGACUCUCCACGUCAUCCAACAUCCUCCUGGCCUCUGCUGGGUCAACUUUUGGGGCCUUGCUGGGAGGUUCAAAAAAGGUACCCCCUCCCUCUGCCCCAGGUGCCCCCAAGGCUGAAGGGGACCAGCCAGGAGAAAAUGUGUCCCAAGUCAAACCUCCAGAAGCCCCACUCAGGUCAGAGAAGCCUGAGAAAUAAAGAUCAUGGCAGAUGCA
Molecule: messenger RNA, 528 nt
Organism: Equus caballus (horse)
Lineage: Eukaryota; Metazoa; Chordata; Mammalia; Perissodactyla; Equidae
Product: interferon alpha-inducible protein 27-like protein 2
Biological process (GO): apoptotic signaling pathway
Cellular component (GO): mitochondrion; membrane
Source: RefSeq, a predicted model, not a curated record